Lotus japonicus is the source of this 1674-nucleotide messenger RNA. RefSeq lists its product as uncharacterized. The record is from RefSeq and is a predicted model, not a curated record. Lineage: Eukaryota; Viridiplantae; Streptophyta; Magnoliopsida; Fabales; Fabaceae. The transcript has a single exon. Bases 1 to 1674 code for a protein of 557 amino acids.
AUGAGUCAAGAUUCUAGCAAGAAACUCACUCCUGAGAUGAAUGCUUACGGGGUAAAGGUAUUGGGUUUGAAAUCCAAAACCCCAAAAUCUUCAAAGGUUUCAAAAUCCUCUCCUCAUACCUCUGAAAUCGCAAUUGCUCAAGGUAUUCCUCAACCAUCAUCUGAUCCGAGUAAGAUGAAAGGGAAAAAGGCUCGAUCCAAGUCAGAUGCGUCCAAAGCAAAGAAGAAGAUGGUAACGAGAAGCUCUGAGGCAACCCAGGGAGUAAAUUUCGAGGCUGAAAUCAACUCAAGUACAGGUGAUGAUGUUGCUGAUUUUCGUAUCACUGAAGUGUUGGACACUCCUCUCAAGGAAGUUUUACAUGCAAAUGUAGAUCCAAUUGUUCCAUCACCAAGCAACAACCAAUCAAGCCACGGUGUUGAUACUGAUUGCAACAAGGAUUCUGAUCAUCUUGAAGAAGAGGUAAUGGUUCCCAUCUCUACUCCCUCUGUUGAUAAAGAUAUGCAUGUCGAGGAUGUUCAGAAUGUCAUUGAGAACUCAGAAUCUGAUGAGGUGUUGCUCAACACCCUUGGUGCUUCUGCUUCUGUUGCUUCAAAGAGGAAAAAGAUGACUGUUGUUCGUAAGUACUCUACGCGUUCCUCUGGCAAGAAGUUAGGUUUGGGUUUGAGUGAGAACAAGAAGCGCAAGAAGGUCAUUAUUCUUGAUGAUGAUACUCCUGUUGUCCAGAAUGUCAAGAGAAAGGUUCACAAAGACAAUGCUGCUCCUGUUGUUGAUGAGACUCCAAUUGAGGAGUUGGAUAAGUCAGAUACUGGUCCUGCUGCUCAGAAGCGUAAGAUUGGGAAACGAAUUCCAGAAAAUGUGCCUGCUGCUCCUUUGGAUAAUAUUUCUUUUCACUCUGAAGAGAGUGUUGGUAAGUGGAAGUAUGUUUAUCAGCGCAGGAUUGCUCAAGAGAGGGAAUUGACUGGUGAGAUUCUGCAUUGUCAAGAAAUCAUGAAACUUCUUGAGGCUGCUGGGUUAUUGAAAACUGUUACUGAGAUAGGUGGCUGCUAUGACAAGUUGGUGAGAGAAUUUAUUGUGAAUGUGACUACAAAUUGCACUGUUUCUGGGCAUCCUGAGUUCAGGAAAGUUUUUGUGCGUGGUAAGUGUGUCCAUUUUUCACCUGAGAUCAUUAACCGGUAUUUGGGAAGGAGCACUGUUGCCACAGGAAAUGAAGAGCUGUCAUUGAGUGCUAUCACUAAAGAACUCACGGCUGGUCAGAAUAUGGUAUGGCCUGCUAAAGGAUUGUUGUCUUCUACUUAUUUGAGUGUGAAGUAUGCUAUCUUGAAUCGCAUUGGUGCUGCAAAUUGGGCUCCUACUACACAUAGCUCAGAUGUUUCUUCAGGUUUGGCAAAGUUAAUUUAUCUGGUUGGAACUCAAACUCAGUUUGAUUUUGGUGAAUAUGUCUUUGCUCAAACUAUGAAGCAUGCUGAAACUUUUGCUGUCAGGCUUCCUAUCAGUUUUCCUUGUUUAAUUUGUGGGAUUAUUUUAAGUCAACAUCCUCAAAUUCUCCUUGAUGAUGAGGUUCCUAGCAAGAAAGCUAGUCUUCUCACUAUUGAUUCCAGGCUGCUAGCUGGUGCCCAUGUUUCUGAUGUUGCUGAUUUGGCUGAGAUGACUCAGGGGGAGGGUACUUCCUCUUAG